AUGGAGUCCGACAGUGACUCUAGCUUGAGCGAGUACCGACCAAGCGCAUCGCUGUCUAGAACGAGACGCAACAGGGAGAGGAGUCGAAAGUCUGGUAGCCGUCGCGAUCGCGAUGCCUCUCCCAUCGAGGCUGCACACGAGCAGCGCCAACGUAAACCCAGCGCUCGAAGGCAGGAAUUGAGGGCGGCGCUUACGGAACGCCACUGGCUGGACGAAGGCUGCAGGCCAUGCAGGGUUGCAGGUGUGCGGUGCGAGGCGCCAACGCCUGGUGAUCAUCGCGAAAAGUGUGCGCGAUGCUCGGAAAAAGGGGAAUCAUGCGACCAUCGAUGGAUUCUAGAACAGCGAUCCGUCACCGCAAUGAUGAAACUUCUCUGCGAGCAGCCGAUCAUUGACGUCGCUUCUCCCGCCUUUCUGGCGGUAGAGAGACAGGUGUACGGCAAGCACCUGGGAGGGCCGUUUGACAAGUGCAAGGACUAUCCUGAUGCUUCGUCGUCGGGCGCGCAAGCAAGCACCUCGAGUGCGCACCAAAGCAACGAGCAGCCGAGUGGCUCCAACGCCGCAGCUGAGUCUUCCAGCGCUGGACAAUAUAACGGUGACGACCAACUCGAGCCGCACGCUGCUGUUCUCACCGACGAGCCUGCCGCCUCCUCAUCCGUCUUGUCGUCCUUCUCAACUUGCUCUUCCCCGUCGUCCGCCUCGUCCGUCUCCUCUUCUUCAUCUUGCUCGUCCGCGUCCCCCGCCUUUACUUCCUCCUCAUCAGCCUCCUCACUGCCUAUUCGCAGGCUGCGCGGGCUCGGAAUGGUUCACCGCAGUGACACGUUUGAAGUGUCGUUCGUGCCGCGCUCGUUGCUGGCGAAUGAGGCGUUGGAGGAGCAUUACUGCGAUGUCACGCGCAACAAUCAGCGGACAAUGGAGCAGUUGCGUUACGGAUUGAUGGGCCAAGGCCUGUCCACCGAAGAAGAGCUGGACAUCCUGCGUGACAACUUCCAGUCGAAUUACGAGGCUUCCGGCUUUUCAGGCGAUCUGAGCACUCUCGGCCAAUCCAAGCUCAAGCUACAGUCACACUCUGCUCCGCUCCGCACCGCCUCCGUCCAUCUUUGCUUGCUCGCCAUCUUCGCUCGCUUCGUUCCGGCUCCAUCAUCGCAACCACCAGCGCGCGCGAUCGCAACCGCCAACACACGCUCCUCUUCUCUUCGCUUCUUCCAUCUCGGUCUCGGUCUCGGUCUCGCUUUCGCAUCGCGCGCUGGUUCGCUCCGCCUCGCCAUCCUCAUCAUCCACUUUGAAGCAUCUCGAUUCAUCGUCUGCUCCGCCAACACCCGGAUCCGCAGCUCCAUUCCGUCCACACGGCCUCCCAGCGAACCCACCCACGUCGUCGCAAUUCCUACACGCUCAAGCUUAAUCCUCGCCAAGUCCUCCCCGCACUCCUAA
Moesziomyces antarcticus is the source of this 1428-nucleotide messenger RNA. RefSeq lists its product as uncharacterized. The record is from RefSeq and is a predicted model, not a curated record. The transcript is spliced from 2 exons. The coding region runs from base 1 to 1428 and encodes 475 amino acids. Gene Ontology annotation, molecular function: zinc ion binding; DNA-binding transcription factor activity, RNA polymerase II-specific. Gene Ontology annotation, biological process: regulation of DNA-templated transcription. NCBI's taxonomy places the organism in Eukaryota, Fungi, Basidiomycota, Ustilaginomycetes, Ustilaginales, Ustilaginaceae.